Messenger RNA from Eriocheir sinensis (Chinese mitten crab), 7345 nucleotides. RefSeq names its product secernin-3-like. The coding region runs from base 151 to 1410 and encodes 419 amino acids. Gene Ontology annotation, molecular function: cysteine-type exopeptidase activity; dipeptidase activity. Gene Ontology annotation, biological process: proteolysis. NCBI's taxonomy places the organism in Eukaryota, Metazoa, Arthropoda, Malacostraca, Decapoda, Varunidae. The transcript has 8 exons. The record is from RefSeq and is a predicted model, not a curated record.
CUUCCUUCUGCUUACUUCUCCUCCUCUUCCUCUUCCUCCUCUUCUUCCCUCCUCCAUUUGACGUCGUGUUCCUUGGUUGGGAGGUUCAUCGUCUGCUCGGUGGUUCAGAGAGGUGAAGCUUCAUUGUGAGUGACUCGUGAGCUUGACAGGAUGUCUCCCCGCCCACCCCCUCAGUCCUGUGAUACGUUCGUUGUCUUGCCGGACCUCACCAAGGGCGGCCAUGUUGUCUUCGGCAAGAACUCUGACCGACCGAGGGAGGAGGUGCAGGAGGUGGUGUACCGGGCAGCUGCAGACCAUGACGGGGGCAGCAAGGUGCAGUGUACUUACAUAGAGGUGGAUCAGGUGGAGCACACUCAUGCCGUGAUCCUGAGCAAGCCGUCGUGGAUGUGGGGUGCUGAGAUGGGGGCCAACGAGCAUGGGGUGUGUGUGGGCAACGAGGCUGUGUGGACCAAGCUGCUCGACGACAAUGACCAGGAAGAAAGACUCCUUGGCAUGGACAUGGUGAGACUUGCCCUGGAGCGCAGCACGUCAGCAGCGAUGGCAGUGGAUGUCAUCGCAGGGUUGCUGGAGAGCCAUGGGCAGGGCGGGGCGUGCUCUGAGGACGAGCCGGACCUGACCUACCACAAUAGCUUCCUCAUCGCUGACGCCACGGAAGCCUGGGUGCUGGAGACGGCCGGGAAUUACUGGGCAGCUGAGCAGAUCAAGAGUGGCUACAGGAACAUCAGCAACGCACUCAGCAUCGGGACCAAUAUUGACCGCAUGAGUGAGGGGUUGGCGGCUGCAGCUCAGGAGAAGGGCUUAUGGGACGGCAGCGGGACGUUUAGCUUCAGUGAGGCCUUUGCAGUGGAAGAGGACUCUGCCGGCGGUAGGAAAGAGUGUGGUGAGAAACUGCUGGCCGAACUGUCUAAAGGAGGUGACUUUUCCCUGACACAAAUGUUUGAGGUGUUGCGAGACGAGGAGUCGGGGAUAUCACGCGGCACAGAACACAAGCAUCCUACUACCGGGAGUAUGGUGUCUGUGAUAAGCCAGGGUAGCAAGGAUCGGCCGAGCUGCCAUUGGUUCACUGGUACCCCUGACCCCCGCCGCUCGGUGUUCAAGCCCUUCAUCUUCACCAACAAUGUCAAGAUAUCUCCACACAUCCAGAGCCCUCGCUUGCCCGAUGAUCAGGACCCUGCCAAGGUGGUGCCACGGUUUGCUUCAAAGGUGAACCGGACUCACCUGCUGUACCGAAGGCAGAAAGCAGCAGCUGCCAAAGGAGACAGCACCAUCUGGGAGACCCUGAGGCAGCUGGAGGAGAAGUGUGUGCAGGAGACAGAGGCCUGCCUAGAGAACUUUGAUCCUGAAAGGCUGUCAGAGAUGGACGACCUCUUCAAGGACUGUGUUGACUCUGAGCUCAAGUUUUACAAGUAAUAAGGGAUGCGUGUCGUGCGGGCAUCAAUGUCGGCAGCCUAGACUUGCUUAGAGGCGAGGGUUUUCUUUCUUUGAGCUUGUCCUUUCUUCUUUUUUCUUGGCCUUGAGAUGGGUUUCCUGUGGGCCUUUCUUCACCUUUUUUCCUUGAUCGUAGUAAUUUCCAGCCACACCAAUCCUCAUCCUUUCCCUGUGAGGCUCCCUCCCUCGUCUCCGCUCAUUCCUCGAGGCACCGGCAGUGUUUAGUAAUAAGUAGUCAUCAUUGGCAGUUUGGUACAUGUAGGUAUCUUUUUUUUUCUAUUUUUAUUCCAUUGAGGGCAUUUCCUUGCCAGAGUAGAGAGCAGGCCCCAGCAGAUGCCCAGCUGAGUGAAACAGUACCACAGUGGAUUAAUUUGCAGGAUGACCAGUGAAUAUUAAUAGUAAGCUCUUGCAGUUGAGUACUUACUGCCUUACCCCCAUACCCUCCUCAUGGCCCUGUACCAAACCCUAUCCCUCCCAGACCCCUCCCCUCCCUUCCCCUUCCCAACCAUGAGUUCUUCCAGCAGAUUCCUGAACAUUUUUAUUGAGUGUUCCAGCUUACCGUAACCCAUUUUUAUACUACCGUGCUUAGUGAUGUAAGGACUUGCUAGCAGGCUGGCCGCACGGAUGGGGAUGAAUCACAGUCAAGGGGCCAUGUGGCAAGACUAUCUUAAUUAGGUCAAGUAAUUAUGAUGUACUGCAAAAAUAGGUGUUAGGGGCUAUAAGUGAAUGAACCUAAAAGAGGAUGAAUAAUAAUCAGUAGGAGCCCUCUAAAAAGUGUGAUAUGAUUUGUGUGAGAGGAGGAAGGGAGGAGUGGUGUCGGGAUCACAGCUCUUGCCUUUACAGAAUGCGUUAAUCACUGAGGAUGAACAGCCUUAAGGAGAUCAUUCUAAGGGUAGUACUUAGGAGGGUAAUGAUCAGUGUUUCUUUGGCUCCUUUUUUUGAGGAUAAGGUAAAGAAACUUAAUGGCUACUCCCUGCUCCUCCUCCUCUUCCUCUUCUUGUUCUCUUGUGAUGCUUGAGGUAAAGGCUUAGUGGUUUGCUAUUUAUAUUACUCAUAUGUCUGGGGAUUUUUUAUUCAAGUGAAAUAGGAGCAGUUUAUGCCAUGAGAUUGUGUACCAUGUAUUGUUUCCUAAGUGUAUUGUUUAUUGUUUUCUUAAUGUUCUCUGAGGAAUCUUACUUUCUAGUAUUUGUGAGGUUAUGUCUUAUUAAGGAAGAGGGAUGGAUGCAGGUCAGGCAACUACAUUUCUCAUUUUCUUUUCUUUUUUCUCAAAUUCUGUGCAUUAGUGCUUUUAUUCAGAAGCACGGUACAGAUAGUCAUUAUAACCUGUAAGGCUAUGAUGACUUUUGGUAGCAUACCUUGAGGAAAUUCAGUCAUGACCAGUAAUAUCCUCAGAGACCUCUAUUUGAAUGUAUUAACUUGCUUGGUAAUUUCAGGACUCGCUCAGUUGUAAGGAUAAGGCUAAUACAAAGUUGAAAAUAAUAAAUUUGUAUUAAAAGAACACUUCAAUGAAAUUAAAUUGAUUUGUAGAAAGAACAGAUACACGAGACAAAAAGUUCCUACAGUAAAGUCAGACUAAAGCUGAUAGGAAAAGGGUGUGAAUAGAGCAUUGUGGCUGGAUUUUCCUAAGGAAUAACUGCAGUGGGAAUCAGAAAGUGCUCUCAAGUAAUCAAAUUGCCAUGCUUGAAGAAAGUUAUUUCUGCAACAGUGGCUGAUGCCCUGAAACAAUGGCCAGCUUGACGAGGCACUAAUAAGAGUUGUCUUUGGCCCUCACUCACUCUGGUAUUAUUAAGACCACUUUGAGCUGAGGAACUUGUGGGGUUUGUUUGUUUACACUUUACAGGCUUUCAUGUAAACUUUUUUCAUCUUUACUCAGCUGUUUAGUUCUUUGUUUCAUGUUGCCCAUGGCUCAAACAGAGCAAAUGCUCAGUUAAGUUCCUGAAUCUAAUCAUAUCUGGCAAUCAAAUAUUCUUAAUUGACAAUAGACACAGAAUGAUGCCAGGGAUGGAAUGAGCGUGUUGAAUCGGCCUUGAGGAAUUAAGUGGUUUCAAAAGGAUAAUUUAUAUUUAUUUUCAUGCCAUAUGAACUGUUAGUUAACAUUUUCCUCAAAAUAUGUAAUAUGUCUAAGACAUAAUUGAGCAGAGGACUGGAUGACUGAAAAUAUAUAGUAAUGAAAGAAAAGUUUAGAUUAUUUAAUUGAUUUCAAAAUUUAAUCUGCAUGAAAACUGACAAGAAAAUACAGUGUAUGAGUACUGCAGUGGUUUCAGUUUAGAUUGAAGUAGUCUGCAGUGUUAAGCUUAAAUUAAAGAAGUAGUAAUAACAGGAACAUUUGAGUGAAUGGAAAGGAAACAGACUGCACUAGGAAUGAAAAUGCAGGUUUGUAGUGUAGGGUAUGUAAACUUUUGAUUGCGUAGAGGGACUGCCCUGAGGCUGAUGGGAAGCCUUGCCUCCACCAUUCCCAAGAAACAUGGCUAGAAACUUGGCUAAAUUGAAAACCACUUUUCACAUUCCUGAAAAUACUUAAUGAAUGCAAUACUAGCCCUAUGAAAAUUCAAAGCUAGAGUAAGGCUUUAAUUAUAGGUACGUAUUAUAAAAGACAACGUAGGGUUACACCAACCCCCUGUGACUGGUAUUAGGUAUGACUGAUGCUAGGAAGGCAGGCAAGCAGGCAGGCAUUUAUCCCCACUUGUAGCUCCUAGUUUCUCUCUGUAGCCUAUCCCUUCCCCCAAUGCAGCAAUCCUUGGCCCUGCACUGCCUUGGAAGGAGAGGAGAGGAGAGGGGCAAGUAAUGCACACCAUAUUUGGGCAAGUGCCAGACAUGCCCUCUUGAGCCCUGGCAGGGAAACACACACUCAGAGGACAGAAGGGACACCUGCUGCAUGUAGUGUCCCCAAAGUAGCAUUGCAUGGUCCUCUUUUGGAACCCUGUGGUGGUGUAAACAGUUCUAGGAUGGUGGUUUUAGCCUAGGAUAACUUGGUGGAAAAUUAUUAAAGCAGCAGGAGGAAUCCCCAUCAGGGAAUCUACUUGAGUGUAAGGGAAUAUUUAAAAGUUUUCAAAGUGCAAAGAGGGGCACAAGUAAUAGGACUUUCUGAUGGGCAGCCAUUCAACUUAGUGAACCCAAAUAAUGUAAAUUUGUUUUAAUAAUUGUUGAAAAAUAGUAAUGACGUUAGUUAAUAAUAAAGGACAGCCUGCCCCCUUCACCUCCCUCCCUCCUUCCUUACCCCUCAAUUCGUUCAAGUGAGUAGAAACCAAAGACUUGGGUGAUAUUAUACAAUUAAGGCUGCAUUUUUGUACUAGGCUUAUGAUUGAUUGAUUUUCAUCCAUUCACUGUCUUUCGUAUAAUUAUUGUAUGUACUAUCUUUUUCUGCUUCUCGCUUCUUGCAUCUUUUUGCUGUCACAGCAAGGAAUGGCAUGCAUAUGUACGUACUGCAAUGUUGUAGGGAGAAAAUAAUAAAAGAAAGUAAAGGGAAUGAAAUACACACACACACACACACACACACUGCUUUGCCUCAUGUAUGAGCAAGAUGUACAUGCAUAUAAAUUAUUGCUCUUCUUCACAGCUGUAGUAUUGCCAAUAUGACAGCUUAUAAUGCUAAAUGCAAUUGUCUGUUUGUUUUCCUUGACAUAAAAAGUGCAAGAUUCAACAAUAUGCAAUAACUAUGUACACUAAUAGAGUAAACCCUCAGAUUAACAAUUCAAUUGUGGGGGAGGGGGUGAUGUUCUAUUAAAAAAAUCCUUUAUACCUGAGGGAACUAAACUUUUCAUAUAUAAUUUUUUUUGUUUAUGAGCUGGAAGUUCGGUAUUUCCAACCAUUUCCGUAUAUAAUGAUUUUUUUCAUUAUAUUAGAUGAAAGAUGAGGCACAGGUGUUUACAGUUGGGCAGACAAAGUUACUGACUAAAUGCGCAGACUGGCCCUAAAAGUUUAUUAAAGCUGAAACUUGUUAUAUCGAGGUCUGUAAAAGCGAGGGUUAACUGUACUACAGCUAACAUAGUACGCAAUAAAAAACUAAAAACUAUCCAAAGAUGAUGGUUUACAGUAUUAUUUCUGGUAUAAGUGACUACACACACACACACACACACACACAAAGUAGCUUGUCAGAAAAGAUGAACUGAAAAUGCAAAAAAAUGAGACAAGAAGCAUGCAAUAAAUCAUUUAAAUACAUGCGCGCGCGCACACACACACACACACACACACAGCUGGUGGUUGGUGCCUGUAUGGCUUAUUUAAAUUACCUCAUGUCUUUUCCCUACACAAGAUCUGUCAAACAAUUCUCCAUUUCACCUUUUGUGGUCAGAGGGAUCAUACACACACUACACUAACCUAAGAAAUAACUCAAAUGGACAAGAGCAAGACAGAAGGUAAAUUUUAUGCGAUGUUACAUGAUAUUACGAGAGAAACUAUAAUUUCACAUUGACUCCAACACAAUGUAAAGAAAUGCAUGCAUAAAUGUAUAAAAAUUCUUGGUGUUUCUCCUUUACAAAAGUACCAUAAUGCUAAAUAUAAGUUACUGUCUUUGUAAUGUGAUGUAUCAAUAUGUAGGGUAUACUCAUGAACUUGUAUUCACCAUUGCAGUUAAUAGUAUCGGGAAAAACUGGAAAGCUGAACUGAGGUCUAGAAAUUAAUUCUUGUCAAAAUAAAAUGCUCAUCAGCCUUUAUAUUGAUGAGUUAAUUUUUAUACCUCUGCUGAAUUUCCUAAGUUUUCUUUUUGAGCAGUAAUUAGAAUGAUGCUCACAAAUUGGCAAGCAUACCCCAAGGAUCAUCAUACUCUUUGAAAGAUGCCAUUCUGAUCAGAAGUCUUCACUUUAGAAAAUGCUAAAGGUUACUCGGCAAAGGUCCAAAGAAGAAUACAGACAGCACAGACUAUAUGGAAUAUUAUCUAUUAGGUACCUUUACUACUCAUCAUGAGUUUGAGUGGGCUGGUCACACUCUUCUUGUUGUUUAGGAUUACUUUUUGGGUUGGGCUUAUAUACCAUGCUUUAUGCACUAUGAUAACUAGAUCAGUGUAUCAGUUGCUCUUCCCUGUUGAAUCAGUGAACUCUGUAUUGCAAAUUGAUAAACACCUUGUCUGUAAACAUAAAUGUAUGAUUAAUGGAAGAAAACACAAUCAACUCUGAAGUGAAUUUUUUUUAAUAUAAAAUUGCCAUGAGAUGUUUCACACACACACACACACACACACACACACACACACACACACACACUAAUGAAAUUUUUACAUUAUAUUGAAUGGAUUUUUCCUAGGUUUUGGGGCAAGGUGUUUAGAUGAAAAAUAUUUAAGGUCCAUGUUGUUGCACUUCCCCAUCCUUGACCCAUGUGUGUGUGACCUUGAUGACUCACUGAUCCUAAACUCCUGUGUUGCAAACCCAAGAAUGAACUGUUGCAUUAAGAAGUCACACAUAUAUUAUCAUCUACUAAUUCCAACUUCACCAUGUAAUGACUUAAUGACUUAUUAACUAUGUAAAGCUACUACCAUAGUAUGUACCAAUGAUUUGCACUUUCCUUUAGCUCUGUCUAGCUACAUCACAAAAUUUAUAGUGAACACUACUUAGCUGUACUUAAUUUUCCUAUAUAGCCCCUAGCUCCUAACACCACUGCAGAUCAUAAACAAGAUGAUACAUUUCCUUCCAAUGAAACUAUCGCAUUCCAUGUAUACACACACACACACACACACACACACACACAGCAUAAUGUAUAAUCACAGCACGCUGCCUGGCCACAGCUACAAUACCAAUAUGCGGGAUAACCCGCCGUGUUAAAAUUUCCACAAUACAGUUUGGUUUCCAAUAUAACCCAAGGUCGGUUCAGAACUAGCUAAAGAAUAAAAAAAUUGUUUCCACAUAAGAACUCCAUAUUUUUUCAGGUACAGCCUUCAUACAAGUACCAAUUGCACCAUAUCACUUAAGAAAAUAAAGGAAAUCCAUAG